AUGACGACUUCGAUUGUCGAGAACAAUACUGUGGUAAGAAAUCGUCGAAAACCCGUUUCCAUUCUAUCCGUUUGAUUUCAGACGUCUUCUGGAGAUGGGCUGACGGAAACGUCCAUCCCGCAAGAGCUUCUUACCCGGCACCCACUGCAAAACCGAUGGGCUUUGUGGUACUUGAAAGCUGAUCGCAACAAGGAAUGGGAGGACUGUCUGAAGGUUUGAAACUGGCAUUGCGAAGUAAUAAUGUAUUUCUAGAUGGUUUCGCUUUUCGAUACCGUUGAGGACUUCUGGUCGCUCUACAACCACAUACAAUCGGCUGGUGGAUUGAACUGGGGAUCAGACUACUACCUCUUCAAGGAGGGAAUCAAGCCGAUGUGGGAGGAUGUGAACAAUGUUCAGGGUGGGCGCUGGCUCGUCGUUGUCGAUAAACAAGUUGGUCAUUGAGCAGUUUUUCAUUACAUUAAUCCCUAGAAGCUUCAGAGAAGAACUCAGUUGCUCGAUCAUUAUUGGCUCGAGCUCUUGAUGGCUAUUGUUGGAGAGCAAUUCGACGAGUACGGAGACUACAUCUGCGGAGCCGUCGUCAAUGUUCGUCAAAAGGGUGACAAGGUUUCGUUGUGGACCCGUGACGCCACUCGCGAUGAUGUCAAUCUUCGUAUUGGACAAGUUCUCAAGCAGAAGCUGAGCAUUCCGGACAGUGAGAUUCUGAGGUAAAGUCCUACUUAAUUGUUUCUUUUAUAAAUAGUUUUGUUUAGAUACGAAGUGCACAAGGACUCGUCGGCUCGUACUUCUUCGACUGUCAAACCGCGCAUCUGUCUCCCAGCGAAGGAUCCGGCUCCAGUCAAAGAAAAAACUUCUGCCGGAUCGUCGCCACCGGCUGCUACUGCUGGAUCUCCGACGAGCGGAACAUCUCCAACCACCCCAACCAUCUAG
Caenorhabditis sp. 36 PRJEB53466 is the source of this 927-nucleotide messenger RNA. NCBI's taxonomy places the organism in Eukaryota, Metazoa, Nematoda, Chromadorea, Rhabditida, Rhabditidae. The record is from the annotation of a GenBank genome assembly.